UAAUUAUUUUGAAGUUUUAUUUAAAAUGUCAUUUUUAAUUAUUUUUGAAGGUAAAAUAAAAUUUUUGAAACGAUGAACGGCGAAAAACACAGAGGGAAACCGAAAAAUCGAUUUACAUUGUGCUGUUUCUGUUUGGGCGGAUCAGGCAGUGAUGCCGAUUUAAGUAGCGCCACCUACGAUUACAGCGACAAAUGCGAUUACGUAGUGGAGAAAUUGACGAUAAAAAAGGUACCGAUAUCAAUGUUCGCUACCGAAGAAGAUUUGGAAGAAAUGAAAAAAAAUUCCAUGAAUUUUAACGAAAAGGUAAAAGAAAAAGAAUCUGUCUUAUCAAGUUAUUACGCUAUGAUUAAUCAUAAUAAUAAAAUGAACAAGGAAUUUAGCGAUUUGGAUAAAAUAGGAAAUGUUGAAAACGAUAAAAGCGAUAAGAAGGAUGAAGAGAUUUUAUUGAAACCAAUUUUGAAACAAAAUGAAAUGGCUAAAGUUGAUGUUCACCAAGUUGUCUUAGAAGAACCAAAUCGUUUUAAUCUUACCCCGGAAUUACAGGAAACAUUAAAGGUUUUGGGAACAAAACGACCCCCUGAAAAUUGUCAAGAUAUUAAACAAAGAAUGGGCGUUAAAGUUGUUCAAAAUUUAACUAGGUCGAUUUCACCAAAUGUAAAACACGUAACGAUUAUUGAAAACGAUGAAAAUUUCCUUCAAACCAUCAAAGAUACCCAAGAAUCCAACGUAUCGAAAAAUGUUUCAACCACAACAACCACUUCUUUUCAAAGCAACUCAACCGUUCAGCAUUUCUUCCUACGCCAAUCGGAUAUUUCAUCGCAAUUUCACCAUCAAAAAGAAAUUAUCGAUGAUAAAUUAAAACAGCACAAGAUAUCGCCACCCAUUAUUGUUGACGAACACGGAAUAAUAAUUGAAAAAGAGGACGUUGACGUUCGACUAACUAGCAACGAGUUGGAAGCUAUGAUGAGAAUGAAAAUGAUGAAAACCGAUGAAAACGAAAAAAAUAUUACAAACAAUCAAAGUCAAAAAGUUGAACGAAAUGAUCAGUAUACCUCAGUUAAUAAUGAUACAAAAUUAAGAAUGAAUGAACGCAAAGAACCAGUUGGUGUUUACAAUGUGAAUCCGAGAUGGAAAAUAAUUAUUAAGGAACAUCAAGGAAAGGAUGUUUCCGGAUCGAAAUCAAGUGUUAGUUCGAAAAGUUUGACUGCAACUAGUGGAAGUGACGAUGAAGAUGGUAGCGAUGAAGAGGAAAGUGAUGAUGACGAAGAUGAUGAUGAUGAUGAUGACGAUGUUGAAGAUGAAGAAAUUUCACAAACAUAG
This is a messenger RNA of Onthophagus taurus, 1320 nucleotides long. Its product is annotated as transcription initiation factor TFIID subunit 11-like. The record is from RefSeq and is a predicted model, not a curated record. NCBI's taxonomy places the organism in Eukaryota, Metazoa, Arthropoda, Insecta, Coleoptera, Scarabaeidae.